AUGUCGAACAUUCAACUGCAAUGCCUUCUGGGGAUUCAAGGCAAGGAUUUCGUAAUGAUUGCUGCCGAUCAGACAAAUAGCCACAGUAUUAUGGUCAUGAAGGAUGAUGAAGACAAGAUCUACAAAAUAUCGGAUAAACUUGCUAUGGGUAUAAUUGGGGAUUCUGGUGACACCAACCAAUUUGCGGAAUAUAUUGCAAAAAAUAUUCAGUUGUACAAAAUGCGCAACAGUUAUGAAUUAGGUCCUUCUGCAGCGGCUAAUUUUACGCGUAGAAAUUUGGCUGAAUACCUCAGAAGCAGUACACCAUACUUUGUGAACAUAUUAAUGGGUGGAUAUGAUAAGGAGAAUGGUCCUGAGUUAUACUUUAUGGACUAUUUGGCAUCUAGUAUAAAAGUACCAUUUGCAGCCCAUGGUUUUGGAGGUUUCCUCAGUUUGAGUAUCAUGGACCGUCAAUAUAAGAAAGAUUUAACAGAACAAGAAGCAUAUGACAUAUUAAAAUUAUGUGUUCAAGAGGUCCACAGACGUCUGUUUGUCAGCUUACCAAACUUCCAGGUCACAGUCGUCAAUAAGGAUGGUGUCAGAGCUUUGCCUGUUCUUAACUCAAAAUCUUUACAAUAA
Molecule: messenger RNA, 618 nt
Organism: Leptosia nina
Lineage: Eukaryota; Metazoa; Arthropoda; Insecta; Lepidoptera; Pieridae
Source: the annotation of a GenBank genome assembly